AUGAGAGGUCUUGAUACUGAUACUGUGGAGCAUCAUUUUCUGUUGAAAUCAGAAUGUCCACCAGUCAAACAAAAAUUAAGAAGAACACGCCCAUACAUGGCUCUCAAGAUCAAAGAAGAGGUUCAAAAGCAGAUUGAUGUCGGUUUUCUUGUUACAACUGAGUAUCCUCAAUGGUUGUCCGACAUAGUUCCCGUUCCAAAGAAAAAUGAAUACGAUAUUGAGUACCAUACCCAUAAGGCAAUAAAAGGAAGUAUCUUGGCUGACCAUUUAGCUCACCAUACAAUUAACGACUAUCAAUCAAUUCAAUUUGACUUCCACGAUGAGGAUGUAAUGUACUUAAAAGCAAAAGAUUAUGAUGAACCGUUGCCAGGUGAAGGGCCAGAUCCAAAAUCCCGUUGGGGAUUGAUAUUUGAUGGAGUUGUGAAUGCUUAUGGAUAUGGAAUUGGGGAAGUCAUUGGCACUCCUCAAGGUUCUCAUAUUCCAUUUACCGCAAGAUUUACAUUCACUUGUACGAAUAAUGUGGCAGAGUAUGACGUGUGCAUUAUAGAUCUUAAAGAGGUUACUGACUUGAGAAUCAAAAUUAUGGAUGUGUAUGGAGAUUCAACUUUGGUGAUUAAUUAG
This is a messenger RNA of Lathyrus oleraceus (garden pea), 621 nucleotides long. RefSeq lists its product as uncharacterized. Bases 1 to 621 code for a protein of 206 amino acids. Lineage: Eukaryota; Viridiplantae; Streptophyta; Magnoliopsida; Fabales; Fabaceae. The transcript has 2 exons. The record is from RefSeq and is a predicted model, not a curated record. Gene Ontology annotation, molecular function: nucleic acid binding.